AUGCGGAAAGAUUUGGAACAUAACGAAUAUCGUCAGAUGCGACGGAUCGCAUUCCUUGCGGUUGUUGUUUCAACGGCUGCCGUCAUCUCAGCAGUUAUUACUUUACCGAUGCUUUAUGGUUUCAUUCAGAAAUUAGAAAAUCAUUUGUUGCUUGAGACUCAUUUCUGCAAGUCUCGAUCAAGUGAUAUGUGGUCCGAAAUUACAGCACUUCAAAUUGGCAAGAAGCUUUUUAGUCGGAUUAAAAGGGAAUGGUCAUUUGGUAAAUGGAUGUCGUCGGGUAGUUUUUACGGAGAUACUGGUAAUGGUGAUGGUUCCAACAAUGAUGAAAGUAGCAAUAAUUACGGUUCAAUACCAAUAGAUCCGCUGCUAAAUGGUAAUUACUAUGGGCAGUGCUGCACAUGUCACAGGGGUGCUGCAGGACCUCCUGGUCCAGAAGGUGAAAAAGGAAAAAGGGGUAUGGAUGGUUACCCGGGUAGAAACGGAAAACCAGGGAAAGACUCGAAAAUUUCUUCAUUUUUAUUAAACAAGAAUAUGGAAGAGCAAGAACUGUGUAUGGUUUGUCCACCAGGUCCUCGAGGACAUCCUGGUCCUAUAGGACCCAAAGGACCUCCAGGUCCUAAAGGAGGACCUGGCAAUCGCGGAAAUGAUGGCGAAAACGGUGAAGAGGGGUUAGCUGGGCAAGCAGGUCCUAAGGGUCGUCCGGGACAGCCGGGAAAACCAGGUACGCGUGGUGUACCAGGGCGAUUAAUCCAUAUACCAGGACCUCUUGGUCCAGAUGGACCAAGAGGUGAGUUCGGUGAUCUAGGUCCGAAAGGUGUACCUGGUGUUGAUGGCAUCUCCUAUCCAGGUCCACCUGGUGAACCAGGUAAUGAUGGUAAGAAUGGAUUGGAAGGGAAGCAAGGAUUGCGUGGAUUUGCGGGUCCCCCAGGUGAAGAUGGUCAACGAGGCAGUUGUGACCAUUGUCCUGCUCCGCGAUUACCACCAGGAUACUGA
Messenger RNA from Brugia malayi, 993 nucleotides. RefSeq lists its product as uncharacterized. Lineage: Eukaryota; Metazoa; Nematoda; Chromadorea; Rhabditida; Onchocercidae. The transcript is spliced from 5 exons. The coding region runs from base 1 to 993 and encodes 330 amino acids. The record is from RefSeq and is a predicted model, not a curated record. Gene Ontology annotation, molecular function: structural constituent of cuticle.